Aspergillus candidus is the source of this 1428-nucleotide messenger RNA. RefSeq names its product putative RNA exonuclease. Lineage: Eukaryota; Fungi; Ascomycota; Eurotiomycetes; Eurotiales; Aspergillaceae. Gene Ontology annotation, molecular function: exonuclease activity; nucleic acid binding. The transcript is spliced from 3 exons. Gene Ontology annotation, biological process: rRNA processing; ribosomal large subunit assembly. The record is from RefSeq and is a predicted model, not a curated record. Gene Ontology annotation, cellular component: nucleus. Bases 1 to 1428 code for a protein of 475 amino acids.
AUGCAGAAAGGAAGAAAAAGUACCGGUUUGCCGCCCGGUGGUGGAGGGGAUUUCUACUGCUAUAUCUGCCAGAAAUCCUUCGUCACCUCUGGCGCUCUACGCAUGCAUUGUCGAAGCGCAAAAGCGCAUCGAGAGGAAACCUCGGGUAAGUCGCCCGAGAUAGAAACAGACAGGAUCCCCGCAAAGGAGUAUGACAACAUUGAAGAGUCGCUAGUAAACUUGGGGGAUCAACUACCUCCACUCUCACUAUUACGCCGAGGGUUACACGCACCGCCAACAUCGUUUUCGAAAGUUGAUCCUGAUAUCGAAAAUGGUCUCAGGAGCGCACUUGCAGCGCUUCAUACUUCGUCCGAUUCUGUGGUGGGCCCCAGGGGACUACCCUUUUUCGAAGCGGACACCGACAAGGCGAGGGCCGAUAACCCGGUUGCUUCGGUAUCAGUGGAUCGUCAGGAGGAGAGUACAAAUCCCGCGCGCUACGAACCAGUCGUACCUGAAGUCCCUGCACCAUGGUCGGCGAUCCCGCUGAGUGAGCGUGGUGUGUUGCUGAGUGCCCUGCAAGCGCAAUGCCACCCCAUUGAGUGCCUGGCGGGGGAGCGAUACUGGACCCAGACGCCAUCGCCCGCGGAUGUCGACAUGACAAGACAGUGUAAUGGCUGUAGAGUUCCAAAAACAGCGCAGUGCGUUAACUGCAAGCAGCUCGGCAGUUCAAAGGGCUGUACUGUCCUCUCCGUCCAUGACUUCGCAGCACCCGAUGCGAAAUUGGGCAUGAUGGCACCUACACCAGAAUACAACCAGAGUGCACAUAAAGCAGUCGUACUAGAUUGUGAAAUGGUUGGGGUUCUCGGAGCCAAUGGCCGCGAAUGCAGCGAGGUUGUGCGCGUCAGUGCGGUCGAUUUUCUAAGCGGCGAGGUUAUAUUCGAUACCUACGUCUCUCCGAAUGGCUAUGUGAUAUCCUGGCGCACGAAGUUUAGCGGCGUCGAUUCGUUCCUUCUCUCGCAGAAAAAGCGAGAGGGGAAGUUGAUAAAGGGUUGGCGAGCUGCAAGGGAUCUUCUAUGGCAGUUUAUUGAUGCGCAAACAAUCCUCAUUGGGCACAGUCUUCAUCACGAUCUUGCUGUUCUUGGCAUGGUACACACAUGCGUUGUUGACUCGGCUACCAUGACGCGGAUUGCGGUGGGUGAGGACUGCCAACGAAACUGGGCGUUGAAAACGCUCGUUCGGCAGUACCUUGACCGGGACAUCCAAACUGGAAAGGGUGGCCAUGAUUGUGUUGAAGAUACCUAUGCGGCGCGCGAGGUUGUCUUAUGGUGUUUGCAAAAUACAACUCAGCUACAGGUGUGGGCUGCUAAUGAACGCAAAAUCAUUGCGGAGAAAAAUAAAGAGCGAAAGCUCCUUACCACAAGGCCUAGGGAGGUGGCAUCUGCUAGCUAA